CAAAGUUGAAUCUUUCAAAACACGUGUUCAUUAAAAUUUUGAAUAAAAUGCGGUUUUGUGAGUUUUAGGUUUAAGAGAACCGCAUUAAACUAUCAAACAAUUUUUGUAAUAUGUUAUGGUGAUACUCAUUUGUAUAAACAAUGCCACCUUAUAAAACGGGAUUACUUAAAAGAAAAAUAUCAGAAAAUACCAAUAAAACAGAGGAUAAUAGCAGUAACAGUAGCUGUGAUGAUCACAAUUUAAUUACCGGUGAUUUAGACAAAGAGGAGGAUUCCUCGGACUCUGACAACGAGGACGGUGUUGUCCCCUCGGACACCGAACUAGAUGGAGUAGUGUUUGAUAGUGGAGACUCUCUUCUGAGUGAUGAUGCUGCUAAUGAGUCUUUAGAAGAGUCAUCGGAUGUUAGUGAUUCAGAGGAAGAUGAAGCAUCAGAUGGCAGCAAUGAGGAGAGUGAUAGUGAUAAAAGUGAGAGCAACACUGAAGGCACAAAUGCAAACACAGCAAAAAGUAAAUUAAAGCCUGACAAUGAAGACAGCGGCGCGGAAUCAGGCAGCGGUAGCGCGCUCCGCCCACCUCGCUCACCUCGCUCAUCCCGACAUAAUACCAACAAGAAGCCAUUUAAGAAGAAAGAAUUUAAACAAACAAAAACUGUAGCAGACAAAAAUGCAAAUAGUAGUGUAGAUGCUUUGGAACAAAAGAUUAAAGAAGUUCAGGUUAACAUACAACCUGUGCAGGAGAAAGACGAGUACGAGUCGGGCGACACCUCGGACGAGGAGGGGCGCGUCAACACGGCGGGCGAGGUGCCGCGCUGGUGGUACGCAGAGUACGACCACGUCGGAUACGACGCCGACGGCCGCCGCAUCGCGCGCCCGCCGCACGCCGACCGCAUCGACGACUUCCUCAGGAAGUGUGAGGACCCGGACUUCUGGCGCACCGUGCGCGACCCCUCCACGGGGCAGGAGAUCAUACUGUCCAAGAAAGACCUCGAAUUGAUCAGCAGAAUACGGGAGGGGCGAGUGCCCAAUGCGGAGCACGAUGAAUAUCAGCCGUGGGUGGAGUGGUUCAGCGGCGAGGUGCUGCAGACUCCGCUGCGCGCCUUCCCCGAGCACAAGCGCUCCUUCCUGCCCUCGCGCGACGAGCAGCGCCACGUGGCGCGCCUAGUGCACGCCCUCCGCAUGGGCUGGGCCAAGACCCGCCGCCAGCUGGCCGACGAGCGCCGCCGCAACAAGGAGCUGAAGUUCUACGACCUGUGGGGCUCCGGGGCGCAGGAGGAGCAGCCGCGCGCCCUGCAGCGUCACAUCCCCGCACCGCGCCGCCCUCCACCCUCGCACGCAGAGAGCUACAACCCCCCGCCGGAGUACCUGCUCGACGACAAGGAGAUGAAGGAGUGGAACUCACUGGAGGAGACGCCGUGGCGGCGCAAGUACACGUUCCUGCCGACGCAGCACUCCUGCCUGCGCGCCGUGCCCGCCUACCCCCGCUUCCUGCGCGAACGUUUCCUGCGCUGCCUCGACCUCUACCUCGCGCCGCGCGCCAUCAAGAUGCGGCUGACGAUCAGGCCGGAGGAGCUGGUGCCGCAGCUGCCGGCGCCGCGCGACCUGCAGCCCUUCCCCACGGACGAGGUGCUGCAGUUCCGCGGCCACACCGGCCUCGUGCGCUCCGCCGACUUCGACCCCGCCGGACAGUACGUCGUGUCCGGCGGAGACGACGCCACCGUCAGGAUAUGGGAGGCGGGCACCGGGCGCUGCCUGCGCACCAUCGAGCUGGGCGAGCCGGUGCGGCUGGUGGAGUGGACGCCGGUGGGCGGGCUGACGCUGGUGGGCGCGGCGGCGGGCCGGCGUCUCCUGCUGCUCAACCCGGGCGGGCACGUGGGCGCACACCGCGCCGCUCACCGCACCGACCUGCUGCUCGCCGAGCCCCCGCCCGCGCACGACGUCCGCAUGGACGAGCGCACGGCGGGCUGCGUGCAGUGGGAGACGGUGGACGCGGCGCAGUGGGCGCGCGGCGUGCGCGUGGCCAUAGCGCACUUCAAGCCCGUGCAGCACUUCUCGUGGCACGCGCGAGGCGACUACGUGGUGGUGACGCUGGAGGAGGGAGCGUCGCGCGGGGUGGUGGUGCACCAGCUGUCGCGGCGCCGCAGCCAGCUGCCCUUCCGCCGCAACGCCGGCCGCCUGCAGUGCGCCGCCUUCCACCCUCACCGGCCGCUGCUCUUCGUGGUGACGCAGCGCGCGGUGCGGGUGUACGACCUGGUGAAGCAGGAGCUGGUGCGCAAGCUGUUGGCGGGCGCGCAGUGGCUGAGCGCGCUGGCGCUGCACCCCGCCGGCGACAACCUGCUGCUCGCCUCAUACGACCGCAAGUGCAUCUGGUUCGACCUGGAGCUGUCGUCGCGGCCGUACCAGACUUUGCGACUGCACGCCGGCGCCGUGCGCUCCGUCGCCUUCCACCGGCGCUACCCGCUGUUCGCCUCCGCCGGAGACGACCGCCACGUCGUCGUCUGCCACGGCUGCGUCUACAACGACCUGCUGCAGAACCCCCUGCUGGUGCCGCUGAAGCAGCUGCGCGCGCCGCCGCCGCGCGACCAGCUCAGCGUGCUGCAGGUGCGCUGGCACCCCGCACAGCCCUGGCUGCUGGCCGCCUGCGCCGACGGCACGCUGCGCCUCUACGCCUAG
Papilio machaon (common yellow swallowtail) is the source of this 2669-nucleotide messenger RNA. RefSeq names its product ribosome biogenesis protein BOP1 homolog. Gene Ontology annotation, biological process: maturation of LSU-rRNA from tricistronic rRNA transcript (SSU-rRNA, 5.8S rRNA, LSU-rRNA); ribosome biogenesis. Gene Ontology annotation, cellular component: preribosome, large subunit precursor; PeBoW complex. Bases 141 to 2669 code for a protein of 842 amino acids. Lineage: Eukaryota; Metazoa; Arthropoda; Insecta; Lepidoptera; Papilionidae. Gene Ontology annotation, molecular function: ribonucleoprotein complex binding; protein binding. The transcript is spliced from 16 exons. The record is from RefSeq and is a predicted model, not a curated record.